This is a messenger RNA of Pieris brassicae (large cabbage white), 7094 nucleotides long. RefSeq names its product protein outspread (gene osp). The coding region runs from base 347 to 6079 and encodes 1910 amino acids. NCBI's taxonomy places the organism in Eukaryota, Metazoa, Arthropoda, Insecta, Lepidoptera, Pieridae. Gene Ontology annotation, biological process: actin filament organization. The transcript has 18 exons. Gene Ontology annotation, molecular function: actin filament binding. Gene Ontology annotation, cellular component: actin cytoskeleton. The record is from RefSeq and is a predicted model, not a curated record.
UUCUAUCAGAUGUAAAAUGGUCGAGUUGCCGCGUUCAUGUGCGCUCACUAACUCUGCGUCUUCUAUAGUAAAUCGAUGUUUAUUUUGACGUAAAAACAAAUUUUGUUUACGCGAUUGUUUGACUUCAUUGGUACCCGGGUACUUAUGAAAAUAGUGUUGUGUAUAUUUUUUAUCUAAACGGUCACACUCACUUCUGGCAGUGAUUUUGCUGAUAGUUCAAUCGUCGGUUGGUGCGCGUGAUAAACUACGUGUUCGGUUUUAAAAAGGCCGUCUAGUGUGUGUUUUAGCACCAUGCUGUGUACUGUGACAUAGUGAACGUUGAAAUAGGCCCUGACCUCUGACAAUCAUGUCUGGGCGAUCGGAUUGUAGAAAAUUCGCGCCAAACAUCUUCAACAAAAGUAAAUGCACCAAUUGCUUCCGGCAGAAGGAGGAGCAUAGUGCUGAAGCAUUGGAAUCUAAUCGGGCAAGUCGAAAGAUAUCAAAAUGCGGAUAUCUUUUCGUAGCACCAGGCUGGGACUUCUCCAAUCCGCUUUACAGGACAAAGAGAUGGCAGCGGAGGUGGUUCGUUUUGUAUGACGAUGGCGAACUUACCUAUUCAUUGGAUGAACACCCAGAUACAGUCCCACAGGCGAGCAUCGACAUGACGACGGUCUUGGAAGUUAGUGAAGCAGACAGCGUAACAGGACAUGCGCACAGUUUGGCGGUGACUGCGCCAGAACGAGUGACUUUUGUAAAAGGCACCUGCAGAGAAGAGGCGCGCUGGUGGGCGGAUGUUUUGAGUGUCUAUCCCAGGAGCAAGGGACGACACAAGCGCAAUGCAACAUUUCCCGGGGGACAAACGGCCAGUUUAUUACAGUCUACUACUACAAGAACUCCUGUGAUUGCAGAGUACUCAGCAGAUGCAUCAACUCUGCGUGAUGCUGCAGACUGCAGCAGGCCUCGAUACAACUGUGGGGGAACCACCACUUGGCCAGGUCCGAGGGUACAGCCGCCGCAGCCUGAGAUACCGAGCCUUACACCAACCAAUGUCGACACCAAAGUAUACACAGACCAGCCUGUAUCAUCAGCGUCUCCUCCCACUCGGGACAAAAUCAACGGAGAAGAAAAGGCUCGUUCACGACGCAGGGACACUUGGCCAGAACCAGUUCAAUCUGCUAACGAUGACGCCAACUCCCGAUCCCCUCUUCUUCAGCAGCAGCACCAGCAAUAUGAUGAACAGUUGAGGGACAUCGCGGCUUCCUUAACGAAGCCCAGAUCACGCCGUGCUCUGCCGCCUACCUUGGAAAGACCCACCAGGCUACCACCGCCAGACAGACUACCGGCUAGAGGUUCUCCAGACGGUGGUGCUCCAACAGAAGAAGGCUUAACCAGCUCAGCAAGUGAAGGAAGCGAGCCAACUGAUGCUGCAGAAGCAGCAGAAAGUGUUGACGGAGUUCGAGUAGAAUUACCAGCUGAACGUCUUCUUCAUGCCAGGGCAGGAUGGCUGCAGCGAAGAGGUCCCUCUGGAUGGUCAAGACACUGGUUCGUGUUACGGGGUGCAGCUCUGCUUUACUUUAGAGAUCCUCAUGCAGAGCACCGCGGCCUCAUGGACGGUGUAAUCGAUUUAAGUGGGGUCGCACGCGUUGUCGAACUUCCCACCUCUGCAUCUACCAAUGGAUACGCGUUUGAAACUGAGACGUGGGAUGGCAAACACAUAGUGCUGUCAGCAGUAACUGCGGGAAUUAGGUCGAAUUGGAUAUCAGCCAUUCGACGAACGGCAGGCUUACCGGACUCUGGGCCGCUCUCACUAAUUCUGCGAGAAGACUCGGUCGACCAAACGUCUGAAGCGUCCACAUCUCCUGUGACGCCUGUCACCCCGAAUACGAUGAAAACGGCGCCAUUCUCUUCGGAUGAAGAGUAUCGCACUGCUUCAGAAGGCGGGCGGAGGGACAGUGCGGACUGGGGAGACGUCGCCCCGCAACCCCCUCCCUCUCCUAUACUCAACCGGACCCCAAUAUCUAAAGUUAAAGAAAAGGUUCGCGCAAGGAACACUGCCCCUGCCAAAGUCGAUAUCAAGUGCGAGAGAGACGAAAUCGAUGCCGCCAAAGAAAAUGAGCGCCCGGUAGAUAAUAUUAUCGAUGAAACCGAAAAACCAAAUGAACCCAGAAAACGUAGCUAUUUAUCGACAAUAGAUAAGCAAUCUAUUGAAAUAGACGACCUGCGCAAGCAGUUGAAGAUGGCACUAAGCGACGUUGACGCCGCCGAAGCUGAGUUAGCGCGACUGAAGAAACUAAAAGCAGAUGCUGCGUUGAGAGAGAAAAAGAUGGAAGAACUAGUUAUUGCUCUACAAAAGAAAGAGGAAGAGUUAUCUAUCAGAACUAAAGAUGCUGAAAACUUAGACGCUAUUAAACAACUUUAUAUUCAGGACAAAAAUAUGUGGGAGAGCAAAUUGACAGAGACACAAAAUUUCUUAAAAGAGUCUACAGAACAUUGUGAGUUGUUAACGAAACAGCUUGCCUCGGCUCAAGAUACAGUCAAGCAGCUUCAAAAGGAGCUAACCGAUUUAAACGAGAAACUUCUUAAGAGCGUUAAAGAGAAUGAUUAUUUGUACGGCAGAAUAAGAGUACUUGAAAGUAAAGUUAUCGUGGAAUCCCCAACCAAGGAGAAGAGAAAAAGUGUUGGUUCGCUUCAUGAACUUGGCAAUAUCAAUGAAAAUAUGAAUUUAGAGUCUUUUGAGAAAAAUAGACUGAUCGAAGAAUAUGUAGAAUUAAGAAGUAGAUUCUUAAGAGCAAUCCAAGAAAUUAAAGUUAUGAAGAAAGAACUUCGUGAAUCACACAACAUGUACGACGAAUUGGAGAUCACAAAUAUGAAAUUAAUUAAUGAAAUGAAGUUAAGGGAACAGUGCAGUAGAUCAGAGAUAGAUCUGAUGGCUGCUCGAAUUUUAGACUUGACACAAAAACUAACUGCAUCUGACAAACAAGUAAGAACUUUGAAACAUAAAAUUCAGAAGACUGAGUCUAGAGAAAAGCGACGAAGUUUAUCGCUCAAAGGUAGAGAAUCUUUUACCAUCGGCAAAGAAGUAGAAGAGAAACUGACAGAACUUGAAAAUAAAAUAACUCAGUUAGAGACUGGUGAAUCUGUCCCUAUAAUAAAUUCACCAUCAAAGAGCGGAUCACCUGUUAAAGAGAAGGUCACGAAAUCUGAUGGUGUUGCAGACGAGAAAAGAAUGAAACGGUUAGCAGCACGUCUCAGAAGAAAGUCUCUCGAUAGUGCUACAAGUUCCGAGCCCAUGAAAAUGUUGGUUAGGUUAAGCUCGUUAGAAACCAAAGUAGCGUCUGUUCUUGAACAUCGUCGCGAGUUCGCUAACUCCAGUGAAUCACUCAGUCAAACCGAGAAAACUACUUUAAUUGAAGACCAAGAAAAGUCUUCGAUCGGUACCCAAUCCCAAAGGCAUCUAUUAGACAGGUUACAGAGUCUUGAAAGUGUUGUGAUACAUUCGAGAAAUAAAGUGAACGAUUGUCUAUGUCAAAUGAGUGCAAUGCGGGCGGCUAAGUCGAAAAGAUCACCUUCACCCAGUUUAGAAAAGCACUAUAGUCUUAAAUCAAUGGAAAAAUGUUUGUCCGAAGUCAGUAAGAAGCUCCAAGAUUGUUUCGAUAAAUGUGUAUUGGAUUCCUGCGAGGAAGCUAAAAAUGAUGAGGAACACGACAGUGUCACUCAGGUCGUGAUGCAAUUAGAAGAACAGUUAAAGAUUAAACUAUUAGAUAUAUCAAAACGAAAAGCUUUGUUGUAUGAGGCCGGCGAGCUCACGCAUAGGAAAAGCUUAGAACUUUUAGCAGAAAAACUGGCAUACGAGGCCGUUCUCGUCGGUAGAAUCCAAGAAGCUCUAGAAUCCUCGAAUGGUAGCAGAUUUUUUGCAAGAUUGAUCAAGUCAGAAAUCACGGAAACUAGUCAAUUAAUCGAUAACCUUAAAUGUAAGUUAAACGGGGAGAGCGGCAAGAACUGCGACGCAACUAAGAGCUCUCUCGAUUACCUUGCAAAAAUUUUGUCGAGGAACAUCGAUGUCAUCAACGGCUCUCGAGACCGGGACUCCGAUCGAUCCGAGCUGAUAGUGCAUAGCGCAGAUUUGGAGGCCCUGAAAGCGUCCCAGAAAGAAGUCGCCGAAGCCGUAGAAAACUUCAAAGAGGACAAACUGAACGAGUUGUGCUCGGCGCUGGCGGGUGAAGCGCUAUCUUACACAAAUUCGAACGAUAGCGACUUUGAACAGCAGCGGGCUAACACAGAAGCUGCUCGAGUGCGUGAGGCGUGGGCCUCAGCGCGGGAUACUUUGGGGGCGGAACUUGUACAGGCCGAGGUGGCGAGGGCGCUUAGUCGUGCCGCACAGACCUGUGAGCGUCGUCUUGACGAGGCGAGAGCCCUGCGACUCACACUCACCGCACAGGACCGCGCCGACCUCGAACUCUGGUGGCAAGCCGCGCACGACCACCUUCGUUGCGAAGUGGACGCCGCUGGACGAGAGCUAGCCGCGCGAUAUCGUCACGCCAGGCCUGCCCGCCGCGAAGGCUCUCCGGGGCUCGACAGCCGCGCGUUGCUGCAGCGGCUGGCCGACGUCCUGGCGCACAAGGCGCUCGUCGACGCUCGCGUGGCCGUCGUGGAGGGAACGUACCGAGCCUCUGCGCCGCCUCGCGCUGCAGCUCGAGCUGACGACGCCGUCACCUCCCUGGAGGCUGACCCCGCCGCCGAGGCGGAGUUCGUCUACCUGUUUCAACAUUUCUCGACUGAGUGCCGCGCGCUCUUCUCCAGUGACUGUUCCGGCAACAGUGAAGACUCGAUGAAGAUCUGCGAGGGCCUCGAGCGGGUAGAGGCGGCGGUCGCGGAGGCGCAGCGACGACUCGGAAGCGAAGGGGAGGGUCCCGAGACGUCGGAGGGCACCGGCGUCGGAGUAGGACAGCGCUUGGAGGCGCUCCGUCUGCGCGUCGAGGCGCUAGCGGCGUGCCAGCACUGUGCGCGCUUGCAAGACGCGCUAGAGCGGCUGAAGGCAGAACGCACGCGAGGCGAGUGUGCGUUAGCCCAACAAGCGGGGGCGUUGGCGGCGGCAAGACGGGCGAGGGCGCAGCUGCAAGCCCAACACGACCGCGAAAGAGCCACGCUAAGGGACCGCGCACGCACGUUGCAGCGUCGCCUUGCCGCGCUAGACUCGGAGUACUCCGCUCAGUUGGAGAGCUUACGAGCCGCUUAUCAGAGCGCGGUAUCGGCGGAUACGCACGGUGACGGUCUUCGUGCGCGUUACCAACAGGAGAUCGAGCAGUUACGCGCACUUUGUGAAAAGGGGCUCAUGGCUAUGGAGAGCUCGCAUAGGCGUAUAGUCAGAGAGAUGGAGGACAAACACCGUGCAGAGAGAGAACAACUCAGGUUGGAGAAGGAACAGGCGCUAGCAGAAGAAACACGAGCAACGUUGGCAGCGCUAGAUGCCAUGAGAAAAGCCCACGAGAGCGAGGUGCGAAGAGAAGUCGAUAAGUUCAAGCAGGAGCUACUGGCUCGAGGCGCCCCAGACCUCUCGCAAAUCAGCACGAGGCACCAGCAAGAGAUGGACGAGAUAAAGCGAGAGAUACUAUCCUUGUCGGAGAAGUAUUCUAUAAAGUGCGUGGAAAGUGCAGCGCUGGAAGAGCGUCUGGCCAACGCCAACGCGCAACUUGCGCAUGCGCACAAUCACAUCAUGCAACUCGACUCCAGAAACAAACAACUCCGAGCUCAUCUCAUCUCUGAAGCGAAUGACUUGAAGGCUUCAGAGGCGUCUACUCUCUCGCAGCUAAUAGAAGACACUGCGCCGCAUGCGCGGGAGGCGCCACUCUGGGACCACUUGAGGCAGUUGGCGGCCGUCUGGCAGAACAAUGCUGCAGACGAGGCCGACUCGUUCAAGUCCUCUGCUGGAGGCGGCUCGUCCGAACCGUCCUGCGAAGAUCCAGUUCGCCAAAACAGAGACCACCAGGAAUCUACAGCUGUCUCCCGUUCAGAAUUGAAAUCUAAGCAGCGUUGCUCUGACAGCGGUCGCAACCUGCUCGUGGGUAUGGUCGCCGAGAGAAAGAAACGAUUCGAGCUGUAGCUUAUCUUUAUACAGAUUAUUACAGUAUUCAUUAUUGUAAUAUUUAUCUGAUACGCCUCUCCCACCACGCUAGCACCUGGCCACUUUGCUUAAAACUUAUGUAAAACUAUUUAAAUUCUAUAAUUUGACGCACUUUUUGGUUAAUACUUUUCAUUAAAAAAUGUAUUUGGUUAAGAAGUUAUUACUACAUAUAUCUAAUAGUGAUUAUUACAUCGAUAGUAUAAGACCAAAAGGAUCAAGUGGCCAGAACACUCCCACCCACCACAUUGUAUAUUGUUUUUUAAUUUUAUUAUGUCUGAAUAUUGAAACUUAGUGUGAAGAUGUGUUUCAAUAUCCAUUCAGUUGUAUAUCUUGUUACUUGUAGCGUGUUCAGUAUAUUUUAGUAUUGGUUAGUGAUUUGUAAACUUGUAACAUUGUAAAUACUAACUUUCCCUAUCCCUUAGCACUUAUCUUAAGGAGUUUGUUACCAAAUAUUUUCUUAUUUAUGAGUUUUAUGACACUUACUUAGUUUUCGACAUGAAAUUUCUCCGUGUCGCUUUAGAAUAGCCUUGUUUAUUUUUUUUUUUUUGUAGAUUUAUUAAUAGACUUAUGUAUUCGGAAGUUGGGGGAUAUUCGUUUUGGAAUGUUAAGUAUAGUUUAGCGGCUGUUAUACAUUUUCAAAAAUUACAUAUGUGGCCUCAUUAUAAAUAUAACUAUUGUUAUAACAGCCAGCGUAAGUCGUGUUGUUACCGCGAAAGGUCUUCCAGCACCUUGUUGUGUACAGACACACAGACGCACGGAUGUAUGUGUUGGAUUGCUCAAUUGUUUCUAGUUGCGUCAAACCAAAAGCUUUUGUCGGCGCAAAGAUUGCUUAAAUAAAAAGUUUUCAUAAUUUUAUUUUACAUAUUUACAAUGAAUUUAAACAAUUUUUGCGCUGAAAUCUAAAAUAUUAAUGUUAUCUCCCUAAAACUGUCGUAGCUGAUUGUAAAGUGUUGGUUUAUAUAACAAAGAUUUUUAAAUAAACUACUUAAUACAA